UCUUCCUCUUCCUUCUACCAAAGGCCUCCUGUAUCCCAGCAUGCCGUGCAGCAGGCCACUCUGCUAGGCCGCGGCAGCAUGGGCGGAGCCUCAGGACGGCGGGACGCGACGGACCGGACGGGCACACACACACACAUACACACACACCCCGCUGCUGCUCAUGGGUGAGGACGGAGAGAGUCCCAAACUCAACCACAGCUUCCUCCGAGACUACGUCACUGAGGCUGAUGUCAUUUCUACGGUGGAGUUUAACCAGACGGGGGACCUUCUGGCCACAGGGGACAAGGGGGGGCGAGUGGUCAUCUUCCGAAGGGAACCCGAGGUUAAAGGAGAAGAGGAGGAGCUUGGGGAAGCAGGAGAGUACAAUGUCUACAGCACGUUCCAGAGCCACGAGCCGGACUUUGAUUACCUAAAGAGUCUGGAGAUCGAGGAAAAAAUCAAUAAGAUUCGCUGGCUGCCCCAGCAGAAUGCUGCCCACUUCCUCCUCUCCACCAAUGAUAAGACCAUAAAGCUGUGGAAGGUGAGUGAGAGGGACCGGCGGCCAGAGGGCUACAACCUGAAGGACGAAGAGGGACGGCUAAAAGACAUUUCCACAGUUACCUCACUACAGGUUCCCGUAUUAAAGCCCACAGAUCUGAUGGUGGAGGUCCGUCCCCGCCGUGUGUUUGCUAACGGUCACACGUACCAUGUUAACUCCAUUUCCGUCAACAGCGAUGGGGAAACGUACCUCUCUGCAGACGACCUGAGGAUCAACAUGUGGCACCUGGACAUUACUGACCGUAGCUUCAACAUCGUGGACAUUAAACCAGUGAACAUGGAGGACCUGACAGAGGUGAUAACGGCGGCGGAAUUCCACCCCCACCACUGCCACCUGUUCAUCUACAGCAGCAGCAAAGGGACUCUGAGACUCUGUGACAUGAGGGCAUCGGCACUGUGUGACAGACACGCUAAGAUUUUCGAGGAGCCGGAGGACCCGGGGAAUCGCUCUUUUUUCUCAGAGAUCAUUUCCUCCGUUUCGGACGUGAAGUUCAGCCACAGUGGGCGCUACCUGCUCACGCGGGAUUACCUCACUGUGAAGGUGUGGGACCUCAACAUGGAGAAAGGCCCUGUAGAGACCUACCAGGUGCACGAGUACCUGCGCAGUAAACUCUGCUCGCUAUAUGAGAACGACUGCAUCUUUGACAAGUUUGAGUGUGUGUGGAACAGCACAGAUAGUGUGAUCAUGACUGGAGCGUAUAACAGUUUUUUCCGGAUGUUUGACCGGGAGACAGGUCGGGGGGUCACCCUGGAGGCCUGGAGGGAGAGCAGUAAGCCCAGGGCCGUGCUGCGGACCCGCCGGGUUUACACCGGGGGGCGUCGUCGCCGUGGCGAUGUGGGGGUGGACAGCCUGGACUUCACUAAGAAAAUCCUGCACAUGGCCUGGCAUCCCGCAGAGAACAUCAUCGCCAUAGCAGCAACAAACAACCUCUACAUCUUCCAGGACAGAGUGAACUCGGAAAACCCAGAAAACCAGUGACAGGAACAACUUCUACACUCACUCGGCCGCUGUCAUAAGAAAAACUCUCCACUCUUUUUAUUUGUUUUUUUUACACCAUUUGAAAAUGCCACCUGUUCUUUUUAUGAACAGUUCAUAACAGACAUGUAAAUCUCUGACCUUCUCUGACGUUCUUUAGUAAAUUAUUCAGUCAUAAAAUCUCAAAUUUCUCUAUGACUGAACUUGAUAUUGUGGUAUGAUUCAGAACCAUUUUUAAAAAUACUGAAUACACAAAUGUAACUGGAGAAAGUAUUUAUACAUUAGUGGAACAUAAACAAUAAAUUAAGACAAUGUUAGAUUACCGCACUUGUUUUGAAUAUAAUUAUAAGUGAUUAUGGCCAAAGUUAACAUUUAUAAACUAGGCAGUCGAAUCACCACCUUCAGUUCGAUGUGUCUACAUGUUUUUAUGACUAUUUUAUUGACGAAUGUAACAACAGACAUGGUACAAAAUGACUUUAAUUAUAAUCUCGCUACACCAUCGUACAUUGAACUGAAUACGUUUUUCUCUUUCUCACAUAAAGAUACUGUUUUAGAGAUUUAGAGGUUUUCUUAUGACAGUAACAAUGUAAACUCACAGAAAAGUUCCUGUGAAGAUGCAGUUCGACACUUUGUGGAACUACAGACACACUCACGGCUAAUCAUGGCUAAUCGCGGCUAAUCACUGCUAAUCGCAGCUAAUAAUCAGUGCCCGUUCCCUUUUACUGCCAAGAAUGUUGUGCAUUUUUUGCUUUGUGACUGACCACACCGUCAGCCAAUGACCUGAGAUACUGACUGCUUUCAGCCAACCACCAAACGCCCUAAGCCAGCGGUCAUCAGAGUCCAGCGUUGUCUGAUGAUUUCACUCCUUUUAUCCACCUACUAAAACAGUAAUUAGAGUAGCGGUCAUUAAUUAGAGAGAAGCAAAAUGAAUAAAGCAGAGUUAGAGUGGACACAUGUUGGGGAUGAAUGCAUCCCUACUAAGGAAAGAUACUGCAGGCGCGUGGUGCAUCGUGGGUAGGUGGACGGAUCAAGGCUGCAGUCAGGAGCAGCAGUUUAAUGUUUUCCCUGUGUAAAAUCCACCGGUCUGUACCUGCUGUCUACCUGCUGAGUGGACUCUGGGCUGGAAAACAGUGCAGGACCAAGAGGACAGCUGGACCUUGUGGAUCCUGUGUUCGGGAGUGUGAACUGCUGCUCUGGGACUGGACUGGAUGCAGUUACUCGGUUGUCAUGGUUACAUGGUUAAGCAGUCUUCCUAUCGUGUGCUUCCUAAAACAUAUCUCACAAUGCAUCUGUUAUUCUACAAGCACUGGACGGCUCAUCCCUGAUCACCAACGUCUACACCACAGUGGGAACUUCACACCACCAGGACGGAUCCUCACCAGUGUGAAGUAACACUGCACUGUCUGCACAUCCUGUUACCAUGGCAACGGGCCUUCUGCCGUCCCACAAUUCCUGCUCCACACGCACAGGCACAGUGAAGCAAUCAGGCGGAAGAAGCUGGAGUUUUUCAGUUGGACUUUUUCAGGGCACUCGCAUGUUUACCAUUAAACAGUGUUACUCAUGUAUGUAUAUUAAAGCAUAAACAUAUUCUAACCACACAAGCUGGAGAAAUAAAAGGAGGAAUGUGUAAAUAAGACAAUAUAA
Colossoma macropomum (tambaqui) is the source of this 3157-nucleotide messenger RNA. RefSeq names its product protein phosphatase 2, regulatory subunit B, gamma a (gene ppp2r2ca). The record is from RefSeq and is a predicted model, not a curated record. Gene Ontology annotation, biological process: peptidyl-serine dephosphorylation. The transcript has 10 exons. Gene Ontology annotation, molecular function: protein binding; protein phosphatase regulator activity. Lineage: Eukaryota; Metazoa; Chordata; Actinopteri; Characiformes; Serrasalmidae. Gene Ontology annotation, cellular component: cytosol; protein phosphatase type 2A complex. Bases 161 to 1516 code for a protein of 451 amino acids.